This is a messenger RNA of Metopolophium dirhodum (rose-grain aphid), 3852 nucleotides long. RefSeq names its product zinc finger protein 26-like. Bases 597 to 2819 code for a protein of 740 amino acids. The transcript has 9 exons. NCBI's taxonomy places the organism in Eukaryota, Metazoa, Arthropoda, Insecta, Hemiptera, Aphididae. Gene Ontology annotation, cellular component: nucleus. The record is from RefSeq and is a predicted model, not a curated record.
GGCGGCGGCUCGAUUAUGGUCGAUUCGCGCGACAUUGGUUUACAAAAUGGCGGUGCGUUUGGCGGACCGCGCGCGCCAAGGGUACCGUAAAAUGCGCGACGGCGGCUUUCGAGCUUUUCAGUUUUCGGGCUAAUCGUUGGUCAGCCGCAGUCGCGGAUAUCGACGGUGGGCAUUUUUUUUCCCGCCGCCGGCCAGACGGAAACUUGAAAUACAAUUAUUACGAUCGACGGUUUCUGUAUAUAUGUUUACGCGCCGUCGACUCCGCGAGUCUCGGCUGAUGACGAUUGACAAUAGACAUUCAUUUCGUUUUUGAUAACUCGACAUUGACACCGUCCGACCGUCGUUGUCGUCGCCGUCGUCGAAAACUCGCAGCGACGAUACGACACGGUUUAAAAUAAAUACUACCUAUGAUUAUUAUUUCGUCGUCGCCGAGGACGUGACUAGAUUCUGAAAAUUUGACCCUACGGCCUAAUGCCAACAAUAUUGAUGACGAUGAUGAUAAUCGAAACAAAGGCCCUGUAGGUCUUCAAGCGCGGCACCGGCUCACCUCUGUAAUAGGCAUUUUUAAGUACCUAUAAAAAAUACAAACUAGUAAGAUGUCUUCUGCUUUAGAAGAAAGGGAAGAACAAAGUUUAAAAUGUUUUAUAUGCAAUAUCAAAGUUACUACUCGUUCGUCAUACGAUAUUUAUUGUACAUUUAUGCCUCAAAGAGAAUUGUUGUUAAUAGAUGUUAUGUCAAAAAUACUUAAAAAGGUUUUGAAUCCUUCUCUUAUGAGAAGCUCUGUAUUGUGUCGAAGGUGUUUUACACUUUUUGAUGAGUUAGAUCAGAUAUCUACACGUUACAAAAAGCUUCAAACCGACAUUAUUAAACGUUACACUUCUACAUGUGUUGAAUAUAAAGACGCUACUGAUUUUAAUGUUGUUGAUAGUAUGGUUCAAACAAAAAUUGUUGAACUUUCACAGAGUGAACUAGAAAAUGAUGAUGCAUCCUUUAAUGAUGAUGAUGAAAAUAGCGAAAAAUCAUCCGUUGCUCUAAAUGAGAUUGUUGAGAAUAUCAUAAAUAGCAUACAAGCCGAUGAAACUAUGGACAACGAUGACAGCUCUAAAGAUUGUACUUCUGAUACUACAGAAGAUAAAAUUCUACUUAUUAAUAAAAAUGAUACAGAACAUAUGGACACAGUAGACAUCAAGCACACAGCAGAACCAAUAUAUGAAACAAAAUUAAAGAAACAUAGUGUUGCCAGUGUUGGUAUUAAUUACAAAUGUGAGAAUUGUGAUGUUUCUUUUGAACGAGCUACUGAUUUAAAGAAUCAUUUUACCAUGGUUCACCAAAGUCCAAAACUAUUCUUUUGUUCAUCUUGUGAUAAAAGCUAUUCAACCAAACAAGCAUUGAACAAUCAUUUGUCCAAAGAGCAUCAGACUUUGGAUAAAGAGUCAAUUAAUGAUCAAGUUGAUACAAUUUCUCCAAUUAUUAAAACUGAAAAUGAAACCUCUCAAUGUGGUGAUACGGGUUCAAUCAUAGUCACUGAAGCUAAUGUUGAUUAUUUAAAUCAGUCUCCUCAAGGUGUGAUAAUUGAUGUGAAACCUGAUUUUUCUAUUGAUAAUAGCAUGUACUUGGAGGAAAUAGUGCAGGAAGAAAUUGGAGAUGAUGAUUUUGAAUGGAAAGAAGAUCAACAAAAUAACUAUAUUGAAGAAAACAUCAUCGAAGAUAGUUUAAGUGCAGUUGACGAAGCUAGAGCUCCUUCAUCUGGAUCAGAAAAAUCUGAUAAUAGAUUAAAAAAAGGACGGAACAAAAGGGGUAGUUCACGUUCUGGUGAACGCGCGUGUUUACCGGCCAUACAUAGUUGUGUACUUUGUGACAAAAAAUGGAGGACAGUGACAGAGUUAAAAUCUCAUAUACAAUCACACAGUGGUUUGAGGCCUUAUGUUUGCGAGAUAUGUGGUCAAGCCUAUAAAAUGAAAAAAGCUUUAGAUGUGCACAUUGGAAUGCACAAUGGCAUACAUCCUUUUACUUGUGAAUACUGUAAUAAGUCUUUUACACAAAAAGUUGGUCUACAAAAGCAUAUUCCCAUUCAUACUGGAUAUACACGGUUUCAAUGUGAUUUGUGUGGGAAGCGGUUUAUUCAUCAAAAAAGUUUUCACAUACAUACAAUGACUCAUACCGGGGAAAAACAUGUUAAAUGUUCCGAAUGUGGUUUGGCUGUUUUAUCUCAAUCACAUCUUAAGCGCCAUUUAAGAGUCCACACUGGAGAGCGACCAUAUGCUUGUCCAAUAUGUGGUAAACGUUUUGCAGAAAAGUAUAACAUGAACGCUCAUGUGCAUAUCCACAAUAAUAAUGGAGGAAUUGGGCCUAAGAGAAACAGAAAUCAUGUAUGUCCAUUGUGUGGUAUGAGUUAUGAUCGAAAACACAAACUUGAAUAUCAUUUAUCUUCAGCGCAUAACAAAAUUGAUAAUAAACCUUUUCUAGAUAUAGAAUUAGUGCAACUACAACGACCAAAAAUUGAAUACUUUCAAGAAAAUUCUCAAGGUAACCAAAUCAUAACUAUGGAUAAAAAUGAUAUUGAUCACAAUAGUGGUACUGCAAUGAUAACAGUGAGUGGUGUCAAAGUUCCAAUAUCCUUAGAUGGUGCUCCACUUAUGGUUGCUACAAUGCCACCGCCGCCUCAUCCUAUCAGCCUUGUAACACACAACAUACCAGCUGCAGGUUCUCUUCUCACUUACAGGCCAUCCAACACAAAUAAUAAUAAUGAUCAACAGUUGGCUGAUAGUUCACAGAACGCAUAUAUGUCACAAAAUCCUGUUACAAUAGAAUUGUCUUAAGAUAGUAAGUUUAUAGAUAUAAAUAAGAUGGAGGACUGCAACCUCAAAAAUCACUUAAGACCUCACUCAGAGAUUAUGCUAAUCCGUUAAACUCUAAAUCUAAUGUUAUAUACUGAUAUAGAAUUCUAGAUAAUAGUUUCAAUUAUCUGCUAAAUACUCACAUUUCUUGAAAUUAUUGAUGUAAUUUAUGUUGCCUAUGUCUAGUAAGUUAGUGUCAUGCACAAUCCUAUUCUUAUUCUUAAUAAAUAAUGAUAUAAAGCAAUUAAUUUUUUUAACAGUCUAUACAUAUGUGUGGAUAAAUUAAUAGUUGCUAUUACAAUUUAUUUGAUAGAAAUUCGCUCCACGACAUAGUUCCAUGAAUACUAUUAAACAUAUUAAAAAUCUAUGAUGUUAUACAUUAGUUAGAUAGUAAGAAAAAUAUAUGUUGGAUUUUGGGGAGACUGAUCAAUAAUAAAUAAAUAAAUAAAUAAUACCUGCAAGCAUUAUUAGUAAUUACUACCCUUUAUUAAAUUGUUACAAAUAUAAAACACACUUCAAUGUUAUAUACACAAUGUUACAAGUUUACAACGCACGCACUAUUUUCUCACUUACUGACUGCUCGCUACUCUUGUAUAUGCCCAUUGCUACACACACUUUACGUACCAGGACAACAUCUAGUGCUGUAAGAUAAAAACCCCACAUAUAUUUGUUGAAUCCUUACUUUUAAAAAAUAUUUUAGUAAGCUUAACAUUUUAAAAAUAUUUGUUUUGUGCUAUAAUAUUUUAAAUGAUUUUAACUGUAUUAUUUGUGUAAAAUAUAUCAUUAAAUUUUUUUUAAUUAUAGAGUAUCCAAAAAAAAACUCUUAAUGAUCAAAAAUAAAAGUUAUUAAACAAUUAUGACUUUUGACUAUUGAUUUAAGUUUGAAAUAUUUAAAUUACAGCUACGAAUUAUUAGUUAUAAAAAAAUAUCAAAUUUCAUAAUGGGCUAUUCGACCAUUAAUUUUUAGUUAUUGAAAACAAUUGUUAUAAGUACAUGUAUUGUAAGCUUAAGUUGA